Betta splendens (Siamese fighting fish) is the source of this 3033-nucleotide messenger RNA. RefSeq names its product ERGIC and golgi 3 (gene ergic3). Bases 205 to 1665 code for a protein of 486 amino acids. Lineage: Eukaryota; Metazoa; Chordata; Actinopteri; Anabantiformes; Osphronemidae. Gene Ontology annotation, biological process: endoplasmic reticulum to Golgi vesicle-mediated transport; retrograde vesicle-mediated transport, Golgi to endoplasmic reticulum. The transcript has 14 exons. Gene Ontology annotation, cellular component: endoplasmic reticulum membrane; endoplasmic reticulum; COPII-coated ER to Golgi transport vesicle. The record is from RefSeq and is a predicted model, not a curated record.
UAAAAAAAAAUUGUCUUGGGGAGUAUGCAAAAAAACCUAAAUAGAGGUUCUGCUUUCACUUUUUUAUUCUCUUGUCAUCAAAGUUUUUUUUCUGGCAUUUUAAGUUCAGAUAUGUAUUGCACAAGUUGUUCAGAUAUUGUAAGAUAUAAAUAAAAUUUGGAUUUGAAAAGAUUCUACGAUAGGUGUUUAAAAAAUAAAAACACUAUGCUGGUUUAUUUUAUUUUAUUUUAUUUUAUUUUAUUUUAUUUUAUUUUAUUUUAUUUUAUUUUAUUUUAUUUUAUUUUAUUUUAUUUUAUUUUAUUUUAUUUUGCUACUGUUGGGCUUCCAUACACAGCCUUUGUAAAUUUCGUAAAAAUAGACGUUACGCGGCCUGCUCUGAUUGGUGGAGCCGUGCCCCGCGUUUGUCCCGGAAGUGAAACAGGCGAGCUGAAGUGUGUCUGUAGUGCAGGAAUCUGUCGGUAUUAUUUGUGCUUAACGGUGUUUUUUGCUUUGAAAAUGGACACGUUCAACAAGCUGAAGCAAUUUGACGCCUACCCUAAAACCCUGGAGGAUUUCCGAGUGAAGACGUGGGGAGGAGCGACCGUGACAAUAAUCAGUGGCGUCAUUAUGUUUAUCCUGUUUGUCUCAGAGCUGCAGUAUUAUCUCACUAAAGAGGUCCAUCCUGAGCUUUAUGUCGACACGUCGCGAGGAGACAAACUGAAAAUUAACGUUGACGUCAUUUUUCCCCACAUGCCCUGUGCCUAUCUCAGCAUUGACGCCAUGGAUGUGGCCGGUGAGCAGCAAUUAGAUGUUGAACACAACCUGUUCAAACAGCGGUUAGAUAAAGACCUAAAACCUAUCAGCACCGAAGCAGAGAAACACGAACUUGGUAAGGCAGAUGAUGGCGAAGUGUUUGACCCCAGUACACUGGACCCAAACCGAUGCGAGAGCUGCUAUGGAGCUGAGACAGAAGACUUAAAAUGCUGUAACACCUGUGAUGACGUACGGGAGGCGUACCGGCGGCGAGGCUGGGCCUUCAAGAACGCAGACACCAUCGAGCAGUGUAAGAGGGAGGGGUUCACGCAGAAGAUGCAGGAACAGAAGAAUGAGGGCUGUCAAGUUUACGGCUUCCUAGAAGUCAACAAGGUGGCAGGAAAUUUUCAUUUUGCUCCUGGAAAAAGUUUCCAACAGUCUCACGUUCACGUGCACGCUGUGGAAAUUCAUGACCUGCAGAGUUACGGCUUAGAUAAUAUCAACAUGACCCAUCUGAUAAAACAUCUGUCAUUUGGUAAAGAUUACCCAGGCAUCGUAAACCCUCUGGAUGGAACAGACGUCACAGCGCCACAAGCAUCAAUGAUGUACCAGUAUUUUGUGAAAAUCGUUCCUACAGUCUAUGUGAAAACUGAUGGAGAGGUGGUGAAAACCAACCAGUUCUCUGUCACCAGACAUGAGAAAGUGGCCAACGGGCUGAUAGGAGACCAGGGUCUGCCAGGCGUCUUCAUCUUAUACGAACUCUCACCAAUGAUGGUGAAAUUCACAGAGAAGCACAGAUCGUUCACACACUUCCUUACAGGAGUUUGUGCCAUUAUUGGAGGCGUGUUUACAGUGGCUGGACUGAUCGACUCGCUCAUCUACCACUCGGCUCGUGUCAUCCAGAAGAAAAUAGAGCUGGGCAAGGCGUCCUAACAGCGCCCCCCGCUGGUCUCCAAGGUGCAGCACAGAUCAGGACGCAGACAGAAAAGCCAAGAGAAGAGGAACAGACGGCGGAGGAAGCAAGAAGUUUGUUUUCCCUUCGUCUUUCUGUCUUCCAUCAGACUGAGCCAGGAAAUCACAGAGGUUUUGAAUUCCUCUUCGUUCUGGAAAAGCACACUGAGGAGCAUUGGAAUUUUCUUCUCCACUGUUAAAUUCAAGACCAACAGGACAGAGACAAAAUACGACAUUGGAAAACAAAAAAACUUUUUGACUUUUGGAGGCUUUUGAAUUGACAUGAGCAGAGAAGAGGACGUGUCAGGGAUCCAGACAAACUCCAGGAGUUCCUUCAUGGAGAAAGGGAAGGCCCCUCCUGGCGUCUGUCCCCUUCAGCCUGAAUGCUUUUUAGAUGUGUGACUGAGCCCUUCUCCUCUUUUAAAGGAAUAUGUCACCUAAAGUCAUUUUUAUUAUCUCACACAAACAUUUGCACACAUGCCAGUUACACCAGAGAAAACCAAUGUUUUAAAAAGCUUCUUGACCUUUAUUAGUUUAUAUACUAUUUAUAAAAUCUCUGCAAACACAAUGUGAUGCUUUUCAUUCACGUUCAUUUGAACCUGAUACUGAAGGCAUCCGAUUGUGUGUGGAUGAUUCUAGGUGGCGUGUUCCUUUACAGACCCAGCUACACAAAGUAAAACUGACAACAACCUUUUGAAAUCAUUAAAUGGUGACACAUAUGAGGCAGGAUUGAUUUGAAACCAUAUGUGUUAGAUUUUUAUUUGAUGGUUAAACGUUCAUAGUAAAAUCAGGAUGGAGGCGAGGUUCAGUCCAGCGUUUGGACGUGUGCAACCAGGUCAGUGUUCCUUUGAGUUGCACAUUUCGAAACCUUCACAUAGAGGCUUUAAAUGAAUGUGAGCUGUGUGACCUGAUGAAGCCCCGCGUCGUCGUGCGCCUGCAGCCAAACAGCCAAAUUCCUUCAGACAACGGCCGCUUGUUCGGCGUUUUAAGUGGCAGUUGUGGUAAAGCCGACGAGCUGCAGCCAAAUUUUUCAUCUCUCAGCUUUAACUUCACGAGAACAGCGUCCGAGCCGCUCUUCUCCGCGUCGUUGGUAAACUGGAUCCUCUCACCUGCUGCAGUUUGACUGAUUUUAGCUUAUUUACUGACCAACUGGCUCCUGGAGAGGAAGGGAAAGAAACAUGUGUAAAAGUGUUGCACUGAACUCAGUGUUAAAAACUCCCUCACAAUAAAUAGAUGAGACUUCUUAAUUUUAGGGAAAAGGGCUUCUUCUCCUUUCUUUAUGUGGGACAGGUGAACACUAGUGUUAAAUGAUACACUUGCAGUAUGAUUGGUUGCCCCCCCCCCCCCCCC